Messenger RNA from Chelonus insularis, 2923 nucleotides. Its product is annotated as protein groucho-like. Gene Ontology annotation, biological process: regulation of DNA-templated transcription; negative regulation of canonical Wnt signaling pathway. The record is from RefSeq and is a predicted model, not a curated record. Bases 413 to 2776 code for a protein of 787 amino acids. The transcript is spliced from 11 exons. Gene Ontology annotation, cellular component: nucleus; transcription regulator complex. Lineage: Eukaryota; Metazoa; Arthropoda; Insecta; Hymenoptera; Braconidae. Gene Ontology annotation, molecular function: transcription corepressor activity; protein binding.
GCCAUUUGAUUAGUUUACACCCGACCGUUGUGGAGGUGAGUUCGUGUUUUGUUAUACCAUAUUUUCACGAGCUACAGUUGUGAAGACAACGUCGCAGAACUCUAUUCUAACUUAACCGGUUUUUUUUGCGAAGAGUGUGUUGUGUUUUCAGCUGAUUUUAUGAGUAGUGGUGAUGAGUUGAGUGUGAUAAAAAGUGAAUUCGUCAUGGUGUUUCAAGCGAAAUCAAAGUGCUGUUGGUUUUGGAGAUAAUUCUUUGGAUUAGUUGGUAGUGUGACAGAAAUAAUAGAGUAGAAAAGAAAGUAUCCGGGAGUUGAGUGAAAAAAUAUUCACAAUAAUUAAGUGGAUAAUAUUGAACGGAGCAAGAGUUGGUGGUAAUUUAAUAUAAAGAAGUAGAAGGUGGAGAAGGUGGAGGAUGUAUCCUAGUGCUGGCAUUAAUGCGGCAGCUGUGGCCGCGGCAGCUGCUGCGCGACACCCGGGCCCACCGCAGCCCGGCCAGCCGUUCAAGUUUACGGUGGGUGAUUCCUGCGACAGGAUUAAGGAGGAGUUUAAUUUUCUGCAGGCACAGUACCAUAACAUGAAACUGGAAUGCGAAAAAUUAGCCACUGAAAAAAUAGAAAUACAACGGCAUUAUGUCAUGUAUUACGAGAUGUCAUAUGGACUCAACGUCGAAAUGCACAAACAGACGGAAAUAUCGAAGAGACUGAAUGCAAUAAUAGUUCAAAUCUUGCCAUUCCUCUCUCAGGAGCAUCAACAACAGGUUUUAACAGCGGUAGACAGAGCUAAACAGGUUACGAUGACAGAGCUUAAUUCUAUAGUUGGGCAACAGAGACCUGACAUACCAAGACUGCUUCAGCAAAUGCAUGCACAACAAUUACCACCAGGUGCAGCAAUAGGUCCACAUCCUGGAUUACCUGGUCUACCAGGACUUGGACCUGCUGGUGGACUUCAAGUUCCUACUUCUGCUUCAGCCGCACUUCUGGGUCUUGGACUUACUCCUGGUGUAGCUACAACAGCUGGUACUAAUUCGACACAUCCACUUUCUAUGCUUGGCAAGCCGGAAAUCCAUCGUGGCCAGCCAGAUGAUCUGAAAAGCAAUGGAGGGUUGAGUUCGACAGAGGAACGACAUCGAAGUUCAAUAUCCCCUGGUGAUAAAUAUAGUAGGCCUCGAACACCACAAGAUUCACAUCACAGUCAUCAUUCACAAAAUCAUCAUGAUCAUCCUAUGCAUAUUAAAAAAAUGAAGAAAGAAGAUAAAGAUAUUGGACAUAGUGAUGGUGAAAAGAGUGAUCAAGACUUGGUUGUUGAUGAUGCAAGUGAAGGGCCAACAAGCCCAGCCGUAAAUGGAACCUCAUCUCCACGUGAAAAUGGUUUAGACAAAGUUUCCUCUCUAAACUCAAACGUUCAAGUGAAGAAAGAUGUUCCACCCCAUUCACCACGAAGUGGAACCAGUAGUAACGCUAGUACACCAUCAGCUAAGAAGAUGGAAGAACGUGAGAAACCAACUACGCCAAUUUCCAAGCCAAUGACACCGACCUCAGCUAGUGGAGUGAAAGCUACAACUUCUAGUAAACUUCUACAAGGUCCACCACCCCCGGGAGUAGUAGGCGCAUAUCCACCUCACUAUCCUCCGGGACCUCCACCACAUCAUCUGCCUCCACCUCAUGUCGACAUGAUGGGAUACAAUGGAUAUGCGGCACCUCGGGGACCGCCUUCACUUCAACAACUGUAUGAUCCUCAUAAUGCCAUGAGGGCACCCGCAGGCACUAUCGGAGUGCCUGGUGGUAAACCAGCCUACAGCUUUCAUGUGCCAAGUGAAGGGCAAAUGCAACCCGUGCCAUUUCCACCUGAUGCGCUUAUCGGACCAGGAAUACCAAGACACGCGCGUCAGAUAAAUACACUUACUCAUGGCGAGGUCGUAUGUGCUGUGACAAUCUCCAAUCCUACUAAGUAUGUGUACACAGGUGGCAAGGGUUGCGUCAAAGUCUGGGACAUUGGUCAAGGGGCAGCUGGAAGUGCUAAACCAGUUUCACAACUCGACUGUCUCCAACGCGACAACUACAUUAGAUCAGUGAAGUUACUACCAGAUGGUAGAACACUUAUUGUUGGCGGUGAAGCAAGUCAACUUAGUAUCUGGGAUCUCGCGAGUCCAACUCCAAGAAUCAAAGCAGAGCUCACAUCCGCGGCACCCGCCUGUUAUGCUUUGGCUAUCUCACCAGACUCCAAAGUUUGCUUCAGUUGCUGCAGUGAUGGUCACAUCGCUGUCUGGGAUCUCCAAAAUCAAACACUAGUGAGGCAGUUCCAAGGACAUACUGAUGGUGCGUCGUGCAUUGACAUCUCUGCUGAUGGAUCUAAACUCUGGACUGGCGGCCUUGACAAUACUGUCAGGUCUUGGGAUUUGAGGGAAGGCAGACAACUCCAACAACAUGAUUUUACAUCACAAAUCUUCUCUCUUGGCUAUUGUCCAACUGGUGAAUGGCUUGCAGUAGGCAUGGAGAACUCUAAUGUCGAAGUAUUACAUGCCACCAAGCCCGACAAGUAUCAAUUACAUCUUCAUGAAUCCUGUGUGCUAUCAUUGAGAUUCGCAUCCUGUGGAAAAUGGUUCGUUUCAACUGGCAAAGACAAUCUACUCAAUGCUUGGCGCACACCCUACGGUGCCUCGAUAUUCCAAUCGAAAGAGUCAUCAUCAGUAUUGAGCUGUGACAUUUCUGCUGAUGAUAAAUACAUUGUUACUGGCUCUGGUGACAAGAAAGCGACAGUAUAUGAAGUAAUGUACUAGUAACAAUCAUAGAAGAUUACUUUUAAUUCAAAAAAAAUAUGCAAAAAAUGAGAGACUAUUAUUUACAUUUAUUUUUAUUGUACAUAUAAUUAUUAGUGUUACGUUUAUUAACUUUGUUAUUGUUAUUGCUGAAGUGUCAAUAAGUAA